This is a messenger RNA of Acanthopagrus latus (yellowfin seabream), 607 nucleotides long. Its product is annotated as peptide YY-like. NCBI's taxonomy places the organism in Eukaryota, Metazoa, Chordata, Actinopteri, Spariformes, Sparidae. Gene Ontology annotation, molecular function: neuropeptide hormone activity; neuropeptide Y receptor binding. Gene Ontology annotation, biological process: feeding behavior; neuropeptide signaling pathway. The record is from RefSeq and is a predicted model, not a curated record. Gene Ontology annotation, cellular component: extracellular region. The transcript is spliced from 4 exons. Bases 59 to 484 code for a protein of 141 amino acids.
UAAAGUAUUACUAAACUAAUGAGGCAGGAGAUAUUUCUCAGGAGUGCCCUAAAAGUGAAUGAAGUCACCGUCCCUCCCAUCUGACACCCACUCUAUAAAACUCAGGCAGUGUUGGAAAUCUGACAGAGGCGCCUCGGACAGCGAGAAAACCGACUACAGCAGUAUUUUCAAGUGUUACAUUAUGAUGAUUCGCUCCAGCGCUGUGAUGUUGCUGACCACCGUGGCUGUCUGCCUGCUGGCUUGUAUUCACUCUGGCAUCAAUGCAUAUCCAGUCAAGCCCGCCAGUCCCCGUGACGACGCGCCACCUGAGGAGCUCGCCAAAUAUUAUUCGGCACUAAGACACUACAUCAAUCUCAUUACAAGACAGAGGUAUGGGAAAAGAGACAUCCCAGAUACUCUGUUUUCAGAUGUGCUGAUGAGGGAGAGUGCAGAGAGCAUUCCAGGAUCAAACUAUUUCAGGUAUGAUGGGCUGCCACUGUGGUGAUGCUGCUGAAGCUUCACGUCAAGAUUGACUUUACCACAAAGCUGCUGCCAUGUCUGUUACUGACCUGCAAUGUACUUGUACUGCAUGAAAUAAAAACUGUGUAAAGCAAACUUUGGCCUUAAA